Messenger RNA from Soboliphyme baturini, 690 nucleotides. The record is from the annotation of a GenBank genome assembly. NCBI's taxonomy places the organism in Eukaryota, Metazoa, Nematoda, Enoplea, Dioctophymatida, Soboliphymatidae.
AUGGAUUCCUCUGAUUUUCCACAAAUUUUCGUCAACCCAGGCGGCUACGUUACGACCAUCCUGCGAGGGGGAAUCGAAAUCGACCUUACACUAAACAGUGGCAUGCGAAUGUUACAUAACCGUGGGCGUUCGUUGGCAGUCAGCGAUAGUGGUACCGAAAGCUGUAUCAUACAUAGCGAUAUGCGGGCCAUUCAAGCAGGUGGAUUUGUGGAUGCCACGUUCUACGGGAAUAGAGCAGCGUGCUUCAGCGGCACGUGGAUAGCGUUUGGGAGAAUCGAUUAUCGCGAAUCGUACCUAUUGAAUUCAGAGUGGCACAUGGAGUCUCUUGCAAACAUUCGUACACGCUGGCGUUUUCCGACUCUGCGUUACGACCUCACUCAAACCGUCUUCAAUUCUCCCGCUACUGUCAGUCACUUGCUGCUGCAACAGUGUCGUCAGAUGAUCGACAACGGCAGGUCUGUGGCAUCGGCCGAUGGACGGUCGCAUGAGAUCGAAAUUGGCGAGGUGCAGAUCACUCAAGACUACGAACACAAUGUCGUUUUAACCGUGAAUAAGGCAAACGACGCGAGGCUCGAAAUUCAGAUCACAGAACAAACAGCUCAGCUAAAGACCAAUAAUAUUGAAAUGGGAGUAAUGGUAGGUGGCGUUUAUCAUUUAUUCCAACCCAGUUUCGUAGCCCUGGCAUUUUAA